UCCACAUUUUUCAUCGUCCUUCAUCCAUCGAGAGAGAGAAUUAUAUUAUGGACGAAUACGAACGAAAAAUGUCUUGCUUGCAGUUGUUUUGGUUAGUUUUGAUGAUCAUGAUGGGUUGUUUCACUUUCAAGAUACAUGCUUCUUCCGGCACUACUAUGUUUUACGAGUCGUUUGAUCAAUCGUUUGAAGAUAGGUGGAUUGUGUCUGAAAAUGAAGACUACCAAGGUGUAUGGAACCACUCACAGAGCCAAGGUCAUGAUGAUUAUGGGCUUCUUGUUACAGAGAAGGCUAGAAAGUAUGCAAUUGUGAAGGAACUAGACAUACCCGUGAACCUAAACGAUCAAACAACCAUUCUGCAGUUUGAAACUCGUCUUCAAAACGGUCUUGAGUGUGGCGGUGCGUAUUUAAAGUAUCUGCGGCCGCAAGAAGCUGGCUGGACUCCCAAAGAAUUUGACAACACAUCUCCUUACUCAAUUAUGUUUGGCCCUGAUAAAUGUGGUGCCACCAAUAAAGUCCAUUUCAUCUUAAAUCACAAGAAUCCCAAAACUGGAAAGUAUGUUGAACACCAUCUGAAUAUGCCGCCUGUAGUCCCUUCAGACAAAAUGACCCAUGUAUACACUGCCAUAUUGAAACCUGACAGUGAGUUGAGUAUCUUGAUUGAUGGAGAAGAGAAAAAGAAAGUAAAUCUUAUGUCAAAUGAAGAUUUUCAGCCAUCAUUAAUACCUCCAGCUACCAUUCCUGAUCCAGAAGAUAAAAUGCCCAAAGAUUGGGAUGAAAGGGAAAAGAUUCCUGACAAGGAUGCCAAAAAGCCCGACGAUUGGGAUGAGGAUGCACCUAUGGAAAUUCUAGAUGAGGAGGCCGAAAAGCCUGAAGGAUGGCUAGAUGAGGAACCAGACGAAAUUGAUGAUCCAGAAGCAGAAAAGCCUGAAGAUUGGGAUGAUGAGGAGGAUGGGGAGUGGGAGGCUCCCAAGAUUGACAACCCUAAAUGUGAAACCGCACCAGGUUGUGGAGAGUGGAAGAGACCAAUGAAGAGGAACCCGAAUUACAAGGGUAAAUGGCAUGCUCCUCUUAUCGAUAAUCCUAAUUACAUGGGUAUUUGGAAGGCUCGUUUAAUACCAAACGAAGAAUACUUUGAACUUGACAAGCCUAACUUGGAGCCUGUUGCUGCCAUUGGUAUUGAGAUAUGGACAAUGCAAGAUGGCAUCUUGUUUGACAACAUUUUGAUAGCAAGCAAUGAGCAGACCGCCGCAUCAAUCAGGGAUGCGACAUGGAAGCCAAAGUUUUUGGUCGAGAAAGAGAAUCAAACAGCAGAGGAACAAGCAGCAAGUAUUGAUGGUCUCAAGGGUAUCCAGAAAUCUGUGUUUGAUGUGCUAUACAAGAUUGCUGAUCUGCCUAUCUUGAGUGGCCAUAAGAUGAAGGUUAUUGAACUUAUUGAAGAGGCGGAGAAAAAACCAAGCGUUGUAGUUGGCAUCAUAGUUUCACUUGCUAUUGUCAUCGUUAGUCCCUUGCUGAAGAUCUUGAUAGAUAGCAAGAAGAAAGUAGCAAAGGUAAAUGCGACACCAAAGAAAGAUGGAAGUAAGAUGUCAACAGCUGAGACAGGUGAGGAUGCAGGUGCUCAACGAAGAAGGAUUACAAGGCGUGACGGCUGAUCAUAUCAAGAAGAAAGAGAGACAGCGGACAGAUUAGCUUCAUGGUAGAAGGCAUUAGUUUCAGCUGAAGAGUUCAUUUAACUACAAGCUGUUUUCUUUCCCCAUUUUUGUUGAUUAUUUUUACAUAAACUAGAGGGCUUGAUCAAAAUAAGAAUUUGACAAAACUGUUGUUCUUUA
Molecule: messenger RNA, 1826 nt
Organism: Erigeron canadensis
Lineage: Eukaryota; Viridiplantae; Streptophyta; Magnoliopsida; Asterales; Asteraceae
Product: calnexin homolog
Exons: 6
Coding region: 48-1649 (533 amino acids)
Biological process (GO): protein folding
Cellular component (GO): endoplasmic reticulum membrane; endoplasmic reticulum
Molecular function (GO): calcium ion binding
Source: RefSeq, a predicted model, not a curated record